AUGGAAAUAGGGCUACAGAUGGUAUUUUGUAUGCAUAAAGUUGGAACCUUGAGAUUUGGAGAGAGGUUGUGUGUGCCGAAUGAUUUAGAGCUCAGAAGAGAAAUCCUGAGAGAAGCUCACAGUUCAGGGUAUACUGCACAUCCUGGGAGCACUAAACUGUAUAAAGACUUGAAGAGGAACUUUUGGUGGAAUAAUAUGAAGAGGGAAAUUGCUCAGUAUGUUGCUCAAUGUUUGGUAUGUCAACAAGUGAAAGUUGAACAUCAGAGGCCUGUAGCUUUUAAGGUAGGGUUCUCCUUAGAGAGGUUUGCAAGAUUGUAUAUCAAGGAGAUUGUGAAGUUGCAUGGUGUUCCGGUGACCAUAGUGUCUGAUAGAGAUAACAGAUUUGUAUCUAUGUUUUGGAGGAGUUUGCAUACAGCUUUGGGAUCACCUAUUUGUUGGGAUGAUGUGGGCGAAAGGAAGUUGUUAGGGCCAGAGAUUGUGCAACAAACAGUGGACAAGAUCAAUCUUAUUAGAGAGCAACUUUGCACUGCACAGAGUAGACAGAAAAGUUAUGCAGAUAACAGGAGACGCGAUUUGGUGUUUGGGGCUGGAAACCAUGUGCUCCUUAAGGUGUCUCCUAUGAAAAGAAUAAUGAGGUUUGGUGUUCGUCGUAAAUUGAGUCCUAGAUUUGUUGGACCAUUUGAGGUUUUAGAUCGAAUUGGAGAGUUUAAGGAGGAUUUGACCUAUGAGGAACACCUUGUAAGAAUUGUUGAUAAGACGGAGCAGGUUUUGAGGCGGCGAGUCAUCCACUACGUUAAGGUUCAAUGGAGCAAUCACUCAGAGAGAGAAGCUACUUGGGAACUUGAGGAUGAAAUGAGAGAAAAGUAUCCACGACUUUUUGAGACUACUGGUAUGUCAAAUUUCGAGGACGGAAUUUCUUUUAAGAAGGGAAGAAUGUAA
Molecule: messenger RNA, 939 nt
Organism: Camellia sinensis
Lineage: Eukaryota; Viridiplantae; Streptophyta; Magnoliopsida; Ericales; Theaceae
Source: RefSeq, a predicted model, not a curated record